GCAAUAGUUUCGCCUCAACUGCUGAUGUUAUCCGGAAUUGGACCAAAACAACACCUCGAAACCUUCAACAUUCCGGUCAUUCAAUCUCUUGAUGUCGGGUACAACCUGCAUGAUCACUGUUCUUACACCGAACUCAACUUUUGUCUCAACCAAACUGUUACCAUGGUCCGAAACAAAUCAACCGCCGACCUGUUCGACGAAUACAUUACCAACCAUACCGGUCCAUUCUCGAUACCAGCACGUUUUGAAUCGAUCGCAUUCUUAAAAACACCUCACUCGGACCUUCCCGCUGAACAACCCGACAUUGAAAUCCUCCUCGUUUCGACCUACCUGAAUGGAGAAAAUCACGAUGUCGGUUUUCAGUUACUCGGACUACCCCAGAUCCUAAACGGUAGCAUCGUCAUUAACUUUCCAGGACACGACAAGUUCAGUCUUUUCCCUAUAAUCAUGCGCCCAAAAAGCCGAGGUAGAAUUUCACUUAAAAGUUCCAACCCAUUUGUGGAUCCACUAAUGGAACCAAACUAUCUGAGCAACCAAUACGAUAUCAGCACGCUAAUCGACGGUAUGAAAAUCGCAAUCCAACUAGCUGAAUCGCAGAACUUUGCCGAAUAUGGAGCCACGCUGGAUCCAACUCCACUGCCGGCAUGCGAUCACUUACCAUUCCGCAGUGAUCAAUAUUGGAGAUGUGCCAUCCGAGUAAUGGGCAAAAACAUUCAUCAUCAGGCCGGAACAUGCAAAAUGGGACCGGCAAGUGAUUCAACGGCUGUGGUCAAUCCAGAACUUCAAGUCCAUGGCAUUAGGAACAUGCGCGUGGUUGAUACUUCCAUAAUGCCAAUACCGAUAGCUGGACACACUAAUGGGGUGACGUUUAUGAUUGCUGAAAAGGCAGCCGAUAUGGUCAAGCGGCAUUGGGCACGUAGAGGGUUUAAGUGA
Ochlerotatus camptorhynchus is the source of this 933-nucleotide messenger RNA. Its product is annotated as glucose dehydrogenase [FAD, quinone]-like. Gene Ontology annotation, molecular function: flavin adenine dinucleotide binding; oxidoreductase activity, acting on CH-OH group of donors. The coding region runs from base 25 to 933 and encodes 302 amino acids. Lineage: Eukaryota; Metazoa; Arthropoda; Insecta; Diptera; Culicidae. The transcript has a single exon. The record is from RefSeq and is a predicted model, not a curated record.